AUGCCGGGGUACACGCCAGACGAGAAACUGCGGCUGCAGCAGCUGCGAGAGCUGAGGAGGCGAUGGCUGAAGGAUCAGGAGCUGAGCCCUCGGGAGCCAGUGAUGCCCCCCAGGAGGUUAUGGCCUCUGGAAGAGUUCUGGAAUAAGUUUUUGCAGAACCCAACCCCCUGGAGGAACGCAGUGUAUAAGGUAUACCGACACAGUACCUUUGCUUUUGUCCAUGUACUUAUACCUGCAUGGAUUAUUCAUUAUUAUCUCAAAUAUCAUGUGAAUGUCAAACCAUAUGCCAUUGUGGACACGAAACCUAGACUAUUCCCAGGUGAUACGAUUCUGGAGACUGGAGAAGUAAUUCCUCCAAUGAAAGACUUUUCAGAUCAACAUCAUUGA
Elephantulus edwardii (Cape elephant shrew) is the source of this 387-nucleotide messenger RNA. RefSeq names its product NADH dehydrogenase (ubiquinone) 1 beta subcomplex, 6, 17kDa (gene NDUFB6). The record is from RefSeq and is a predicted model, not a curated record. Gene Ontology annotation, biological process: mitochondrial electron transport, NADH to ubiquinone; mitochondrial ATP synthesis coupled electron transport. The transcript is spliced from 4 exons. Bases 1 to 387 code for a protein of 128 amino acids. Lineage: Eukaryota; Metazoa; Chordata; Mammalia; Macroscelidea; Macroscelididae.